Molecule: messenger RNA, 3076 nt
Organism: Phoenix dactylifera (date palm)
Lineage: Eukaryota; Viridiplantae; Streptophyta; Magnoliopsida; Arecales; Arecaceae
Product: protein tesmin/TSO1-like CXC 2
Molecular function (GO): DNA-binding transcription factor activity
Source: RefSeq, a predicted model, not a curated record
GGCGGUGACGGGAUUCGACUUCGGAGGGGACAAAAGCCAUGGGAAAAAAAGGUCCUCUUUACCUACUCUCUCAUCCGCCGAGUCGUCGUCUUUUGCUCUUUUCAGCCUCGCCGCGACGUGGAGAGCGCUGGCGAUUUAUAAAUUUCGGGGUGAGAUAAAAAAAAAGCGACCGUGGUAGGGACGGGCGAAGUAGAAGGAGAGGAAAAAAAAAAUCGACUUCCCGCCUUUCGCAUUUCUUGAAAUCUAGAGCGGUGGCGUAGAAAGAGACAUAGGAGAAGAGAAGACGAGAGAGGAGAGAUAAGGGGGGGAGGGGGGGCGUUCCGAGGAGAUGGACACGCCGGAGAGGAGCAAGAUCGCGGGCACGCCGCUCUCUAAGUUCGAGGAUUCUCCCGUCUUCAACUUCAUCAAUAGUUUGUCACCUAUCCAGCCUGUCAAAUCCUUAGAUUCCGUACACAGUGCGCAAUCAUAUCUGCCUUCUAUUUCUUCCAUCUUUAGUUCACCACAUGCCAAUUUACAAAGGGAAUCAAAACUUUUGAUAAGGAAUUCUUUUCCAGACUUCUCAAAAUAUGAGAGUUCUUCUGAUAAUGUGGAUGAAAGCAACCUAAGUACAGGGGCCCUAAAUGCUGUUAGACUAUCCAGAUGCACUGUUAUUGCCCGAGAAAAUUGCAGUAUAAUAUGCUCACUUAAUGAAGCUACUAUCGACCCUCCUGAUGAAUGUUCGACUCUACCUAGUAAUUUGUCUCAGCCUGAGCAGUAUUACCCUGGUAGUCCCAACCAUAAUACUGCACCUUGCUUUGGUAUCAAAAUGGAUGUUAAGUUGGAUAUUGGCCAUGCACCACUAGAACUGGUUCGCUUUGUUCAAAAUGGUAUGGACAAGAGAAAAAGUUUUUAUGCUUCUGAAACCGAGUUUCUGGAAAAUCAUCCACCAGAGCACAACAGAGAUGAAGUGGUAGGGUGUGACUGGGAGAAUUUAAUUUCUGAUAAUGGUGAUAGCCUGUCGAUUUUUGAUUCCAAUAAUGAAUCAGAGGCUUGCAAAGGGCCUAUUGAGAAAUUAGGAGAUUCUUCAAAGCUUGCAGAGGACCUUGAACGUUCACAGAAAACACAACCUGAAGAAUCUUUUGGUCCUUGUGUCCAAACUGCUUCACAGGAUCCUCCAGUCAACUGUAGCGAAGAAAAUGGUAAGGAAGAUGAAACAGAUCAUACCCCGCAAAUUCUUUCAGACACUUGUCAAACUCAAGUUGCAUUGAGUGAUCAGAUCGAGAAGACAGCCAAUGGAAACGGUGAUCACAUUCAAUCAGGCCACAAGGUUGACUUCCAACAACAGCGUGGCAUGCGAAGGCGCUGUCUGGUUUUUGAUACAGCUGGAUUUUCUAAGAAGAAUUUGCAAGACAACUCAAACUUCCAUUCCUCAACCUCAUUGCUGUCAAAUGAGAAAAUGGCUUCUGAUGAUAAAUGCUCCAGGCCUGGAACUAGUCAUUCACCAUGUGUGUUGCCUGGUAUUGGGUUACAUUUGAAUACUCUUGCAACAACCUCGAAAGACCGACUGGUCACUCAAGAGACAUUGGCUUCUGGGAAACAAUUAAAGAGCAUGCCAUGUUCUGUUGGCCCCUUUGCCCCGACAACAUCUGGGCAGAAAAGCAAGUCCUUGGCUGUUGAGAAGGAUAUGAGUCCUACUGGAAAUGAAGUCCAGAACCUUCAGAUUGUGCAUGAUGAUGCAUCUCAGGUUCCUGCACUUGGAAAUGGUGAGGAGCUAAAUCAAGGCAGUCCAAAGAAAAAAAGGCGCAAGUCAGAAAAUGGUGGUGAAAGCGAGUCAUGCAAGCGUUGCAAUUGUAAGAAGUCAAAAUGCCUGAAACUUUACUGUGAGUGUUUUGCUGCUGGAGUCUACUGUUCAGAGCCCUGCUCAUGCCAAGGAUGUUUUAACAAGCCAAUUCAUGAGGAAAUGGUUCUCGCUACUCGCAAGCAGAUAGAGUCCCGCAAUCCUCUUGCAUUUGCUCCUAAAGUGAUUCGGACAUCUGAAACCGGCCAGGAAAUUGGGGAAGAUGCUAACAAGACUCCAGCUUCAGCCCGCCAUAAAAGGGGAUGCAACUGCAAGAAGUCAAAUUGCCUGAAGAAGUACUGCGAGUGCUAUCAGGGUGGUGUUGGAUGCUCUAUCAGCUGCAGAUGUGAGGGAUGCAAGAAUGCCUUUGGAAGGAAAGAGGGUAUUGUUCCGAUAGGAGCUGAAGAAAUGGAACAGGGACGGGAGGAAACAAAUCCUUGUGAGAGGGAAAAGGACAAACCAGAUGAUGAUGGCCAACAGCAUGCUAAUGUGCAGAUUGAAGAUAACCAUUCUUCUGAAAAUGUUUUAUCCGUGACACCUUUGCAAACUCGCAGGCCAUGUGUCAAACUUCCACUCUUUUCAAGUGCAAAGCCCCCAAGAUCUUCUACACUUUCUGUUGGGUUCUCUCCUUGGCUAUUUACAUCUCAGCCUAUCCGAAAGUCUGAAAUCCCACUUCCUCAACAUAAGCUUGAGAAGCAUGUAAGUACCGUUCUUGAGGACGAUACUCCAGAUAUCCUGAGAUGCGAUGCAUCACCAAGCAAUGGUGUGAAGACUGCCUCCCCUAACCGAAAGAGGGUUUCACCUCCACAUAAUGGAAUUGGGUUGUCCCCAAGCCGCAAGGGUGGCAAGAAAUUGAUCCUAAAAUCUAUUCCUUCAUUCCCAUCACUCGCAGGUGAUAUAUGUGAAGAUUAUCCCAUGAACCAUUCCAACAGUUCUUUUAGUUCAUCUACAUGUAGCUGAGGUUGUGAAGUUGCAAGGCUGGGUGGCAUGUGAUUGAUAAAGACUGCCAUAAAUUGCCAUUUCUCGCUCCAUAAGAGUCCUUGCUCUGGGCCAAAACUUGAGUAGUGUAACCUGGUAACAUGUGAAGUAUAAACAGCAACGAUUUGCUUCAAUCAAUGUUAAAUAACUGAGCUCUGUUCUUGGAUGUACCUGUUUUGAGAUGCCUGUCUGAUAUUACUGUUUAUUUUCUGCCUCUCAGCACGUGUACUGUUUUCCUACGUCAGUAUAUUUAUGACGAGACCAUGGCACAUCUCUUUUACA